This is a messenger RNA of Stylophora pistillata, 2342 nucleotides long. RefSeq names its product histone acetyltransferase type B catalytic subunit. Gene Ontology annotation, molecular function: histone acetyltransferase activity; histone binding. Gene Ontology annotation, cellular component: nucleus. Lineage: Eukaryota; Metazoa; Cnidaria; Anthozoa; Scleractinia; Pocilloporidae. The record is from RefSeq and is a predicted model, not a curated record. Gene Ontology annotation, biological process: subtelomeric heterochromatin formation.
CGAAAUUUUCCACAAUUGAAAAUAGAAAUAGACAGGUUUCGUAAAACGGUUUUCGCUUCAUAACUUUAUCCAUGGAGGCCAGGUGAAGAUUUAAAAAAAUACUUCGGGCAAGUUUGGCUGUGCUGAUGGAAAAAUAAGAUAUUUUUUCCGUGAAGAGUUUCUUCAGUUAAACACCGCGAUGUGCCAGGGCCGAACCAGGGCCGGGGAAAUCUGCUGUAGGAAAUCCGAGAAAAAUUCCCCUAUAGGAGAAAAAUAUUCCAGUUAACAGGCCGAAGCGAACGAGAGAUAAAAGGAGGAAAGAGGACGGAAUCAAUAAAAGAGAGAGAAAAUAAAAUAAAAAAUGAAAUGUAGAAAUAGUUGCAUGGAUGAAUAUUGCAAAAAAGGAAAUAUGCUUGGGUGUCUAGUAGUAUUUCCAGGAGGGACUGGGGAAAAAAGUCCCACAGUCAUUACUAGUCAGCUGCCUAGUGCAUUUGAGUGGAAAGCGCGCGAACUGCCAACAUGGAAGCGUCUAUGGCAGACCAGGCUCUUACUCGCUACAAAUGCGACUCCAACACAGCUGUACGUUUCAAGCUCGUUCAAUGUGAGAAUGAUGUAUUUGACAAGGGUAAAGAAUUCCAUCCAACGUUUUCGCACCAGUACUUCGGUGACAAUGAAACCAUAUUUGGUUACAGCGACUUGGAAGUACAGUUGUACUAUCAUGCUGGAAGUCUUCUUACUUACAUAGGUAUGAAACAUGAUGGACAGAUAAAUAGCAAGGGAUUAGAGCCUGAUCCUGUAAUGAAUAUUAUUGCAGACAGAUAUCCUGCUGGAUUUCUGACAAAUUUAGAUGAAUUUAUUGCCAAACUCCCUGGUGAAGGAAAAUUCAGACCAAUGGGGGAGCUGCUGCAUUCAUACAAGCAAAACAAUGCUGAAUAUGAGAUGUAUAAGGCUGAUGUAACCACUCCGAGACUCAGGGGUUACCACGAGAAACUCCAGACAUUCUUGCUAUGGUUCAUUGAUGCGUCGUCAUAUAUAGGUACUAGUCUGUGUUUGAACUUGAUUUCAUUUUGCAGCCAAAUGUUGAUUCUUCCUCCAUUUAAAAGACAAGGCCAUGGAGCUCAGAUGCUUCAAACAGUUGACAAAUUAUACAUUAAGGACCCACAAGUCUUGGACAUAACAGUUGAGGAUCCUUCCUAUGACUUCUUGAGAUUGAGAGACUAUGUGGAUGCUUUGGCUUGUAUUAAUCUGUCAGCAUUUUCACAAGAGAACCUGCUCAAUGGAUUUAGUGGUGAAAUGGUGAAAGAGGCUCAGGAAAAACUGAAAAUCAACAAGAUUCAGUGCAGGAGAGUUUAUGAGAUUCUCCGUCUUCGUGUCACAGAUCUUAGCAAUGCAGAGGAUUACAAGUCUUACAGGCUGGAAGUGAAAAAGAGGCUUAAUGUCCCUUUUCAGAAAGAGAAAGCUGAUAUGGAAAAGCUGAAGCUUAUCUUAAAGCCUGAAGAACUGAGUGCAACUGUCAACAUGCAGACUCCACAAGAGCGAAUGCAGCACCUUGAGCAGUUGUACCAAGAGCUGGAAUCACACUACAGGAAAACCAUUGAAAGAAUUGCUGCAUCUUGAACCUUAUAUUACCAACUGACUUGCUGACCAAGUGCAAAAAAGAAAAGAAUACUUGGCUCAGUUAAAAUAUUGUUUUUUGUCGAAAUUCAAAGGAUGGAGGGGUUAGUUAGGCUAGUUGAAAACUGUCAAAUGUUGUAACCACAAAGUCUUAAAUUUAAAAACAUGGCUUUUGCAAUUCUUGAUUUUAUUGUUGGGUGAAAAACAGAGACUUUCAUUUAUUUUUGCCAUCAGUAUAAUGUGGCUUUCAUCUUUACUGCAAGAUGACAAUGUAGAAUGAGCAAUUAGUACCAGCUAUUCAGCCUGACAUUGUAGGAUUCCAUGCUACAAUAUUGAACAUUCCACCCUAGAAAAAUAUGAAGAUAGGAAAACAAACAUCCAUUGUUAUACAAAAAACUAUAAAUCACUGCAUUUUACUUGUGGUUCAGUAAAUUUAGACUUGACUGUCAAAAUCAGUUUUCAAGAGCUACAUAGCAAACAUCAAAUAUUAACUUGAUAAUGCUUUUUUGUAGGCAUUUACAUUUCUUUUUCAACUGUCUCUUUUGAGGUGUUACCAUAUCCCCUGCAAAGUGGAAAUUUAAGUUUCCUUCUGUUUGUCCAAAAUUCUGUGGUCCCAUGGUCUUGCAAUUUGUAACAACUGGAAUAUAAUCCACAAUGCAAGGUUCAAGCAGCAUGCGUAGAAAGUCCUGACCCAUAGCCAAAGGCCAGCUGAAUUUCCACUUGGGUUAGUGGAUUUGAUUCAUCACUUA